Molecule: messenger RNA, 1409 nt
Organism: Sapajus apella (tufted capuchin)
Lineage: Eukaryota; Metazoa; Chordata; Mammalia; Primates; Cebidae
Product: histone H2B type F-M
Exons: 1
Coding region: 902-1348 (148 amino acids)
Biological process (GO): nucleosome assembly
Cellular component (GO): nucleosome
Molecular function (GO): protein heterodimerization activity; structural constituent of chromatin; DNA binding
Source: RefSeq, a predicted model, not a curated record
CUGAAUGUAUUAUCAUAUAUUCUUGAAGCGUAUUUGCUUAACCUCAAAAUAUUUCCGAUUUCAUAGAUUGACUUUUUCUCCGUAAGAAGGUUUCUUAGAGAAUUGGGCCAGUGUUUUUUUCACCCAACAUCGCUUAUUCACCAACACUAACGUUCAGAGUAUUUGGGGGAUCAAAAUACUGUUCAGAAAACAGUUUUAAAUUUCGUACACGUUUAAGGGUUGGAAAUGCUUUUACAAGCAUCCCAAUUUUCGUUUGUGUUGUCUGCUUGGAGACUGUGGUUUGGCCAUUGUUCCUUAUCCACAUUCACUGAAGGUGUUGAUCACAACUGAAGACAGGGGCCAGACCGUCAGGUCCUUUUAUGCCCAGGAGCCCUUGGCAGCCAUGUCAGGGAGUUCCUGCUCAAACCAGGCUUGCUUAGCCUAGGAUAGCAGUAGAUUCUGAGAUGCACCCAUCUCAGAAUGGUCCACACGUGGCCACAGUCAUUCCUCCCGCAUAAUGGACUUGGGCUCAGGAGGUCAAGCUCUUUUCAAGGAGCAUGAGCUGAAAUUGCUAACCUUUGGGAGUUUUCAGUGACACCUUUGGAAAUGCUCACGGUGUGGCGUGGAUCAGCUGAGGAGGGCUGAUGUGCCCUGUGGGCCAUCUAUCUGUGUAACUUUGAGGUAGGCCACAGGGGCCACUUAGGCCGGCAGACGCCCACUGUGAUUGGUUGACAUGAUGCCAAGCAACAGGGUCAUCCGAUCACCUUCAAGGCAGUGACGUUUGCUGACAGGCUCCCUGGGUAACACUUCAUCCAACCAGAUGUCGAGUUGGCCUGUGACGUAGAACCACGCGGCCACUCCAAAGUGCCCUGCCCCCAACCUUCCCGGGUGCCCAACCGUCACCGUCUGUUCUUGCCAUCUAAUGGCCGCUGCCUCCGCCAUGGCUGAGCCUUCCUCUAAGCCAACCUCCGAGGACGACCAGAGCACCCAGGAACCCAAAGAGGCCAGCUCCUCGACGGCCCAGAAGCAGGAGAAGCGAGGGCGCCGAGGGUCCCGCAGCCGCCACGCCAACCGCGGCAGGGACAGCUUCCAGGACAGCUUCGUCACCUAUUUCCCCUCGGCGCUGAAACAGGUUCACCAGGGUCUCAGCCUUUCCCAGGAGGCCCUGAGUGUCAUGGAUUCUAUGAUUCAUGACAUAUUGGACCGCAUCGCCACCGAGGCUGGUCAACUGGCUCGCUAUGCCAAGCGCGUGACCAUCACCCCCCGGGACAUCCAGAUCGCCGUGCGCCUGCUGCUGCCAGGGAAGAUGGGCAAGUUCGCGGAGUUCCAGGGCACGAGUGCCGUCCUCAGGUACACCAGGAGCAAGUGAGCUGCCUCAGCAGCGCCUGAGCACCACGGAAACCCAAAGGCUCUGUUCAGAGCCACCGCAA